AUGGCACCUCCCAUCCACAUCAAGCAGCAGCAGACUCGUAACAAGUCUUGCAAGCUAGAUAUACUGGUAAUUGGCGCAGGCCUCGCCGGCCUUGGGAGUGCAAUCAGCUGUGCUCUUGCUGGUCAUCAAGUCAGCAUCCUCGAAGCGGCUGCUGAGAUAAAGGAAGUGGGCGCCGGUAUCCAGGUCCUGCCAAACAGCUCUCGCGUCUUGCAGCACUGGGGUCUUGAGAAGAAGUUGACACCCCACAUGACAAUCCCAAGUGUGUGCAACUUCAUCGGUUGGAAAGGAAACAAGAUCUCCCACCUUGAUUUCCACGAUUCCGAAACGAAAUACCCUGGCACUUGGUAUCGAGAUUUUCACCGCGCCGAUCUCCAACGGUGCCUGGUCGAAAGGGCUUUAGAGCUAGGAGUGCGCGUGAUAUGCAAUGCCCGGAUUGAUGAUGUGCGUGUAUGUGGAAAUGGAACCACAGCGAAGGCCUUCGCUGCAGAUGGAAGGCAAUGGGAGGGCGAUCUCGUCAUCGGAGCUGACGGGGUGUUCGGAAAAUUGACUGAAGGCUUGCUGGGUCGCAGUGAUCCACCAGUCAAGACAGGAGAUCUCGCAUAUCGUCUACUUUUAUCAACAGAAGAAAUGCGCAAGGACCCUGAGCUGGCGCCAUUCGUGAAUCAACCUCAAGUGAAUUAUUGGCUGGGGCCGGAUGCUCACGCCGUCAACUAUGUUCUGAGGGGAGGGGACCUGUUUAACAUGGUUUUGCUUGUCCCAGAUGACAUUCCCGAAGAUUCACUUGCAUCUACAAUGGAGGGGAAUGUGGAAGAGAUGUGUGCCUUAUUUGAAGGAUGGGAUCCACGCAUUCAAAAACUUCUCAAAUUAUGUCAGUCCGUGCAGAAAUGGCGACUGUGCAUCCGCUUCGGGGACUUCGAUUGGACUCAUCCAUCAGGAGCCUGGGUCAUGGUCGGGGAUGCUGUCCAUGCAACCUUGCCAUAUUUAGCUUCAGGAGCCGGUAUGGCCUUUGAAGAUGGUGCCGUUCUCGGCGAAUGUCUAUCUCGUCUCCCCGACAAUCCCGAAAUCUCCAAAAGCUCGCCUUCAUUUACGGAGGCUAAGAAACAUGCCCUUUCUGUUUUCCAGGAAUGCAGAAAGCAGCGUACUAAGAUGGUUGUCGAGAGAGGAAAUGUACAGCAGUAUCUAUACCAUCUACAUGACGGGCCAGAGCAGCAGGAAAGAGAUCGCAAGAUGCAGAUGGUGCCUACCCCAGAAGGGGAAGCUUUGGCUUGGAGAGACCCAGGACUAGCUCCUAAACUACUUGGAUAUGAUCACAUUGCUGAUGUAAAUCGGCGCUGGGGAAACUCAUAUGGAAAACACCCACGAGGUAUUCCAGCAUCAUGGUACCGCUCCGAAGCUAUGUACCAGCUUGAGAGACGAGCCAUUUUCUCUAAACGCUGGUUACUCCUCACUCACUCCUCUCGAUUCGCCAAAAAUGGCGACUACCUAUCCUUUACCAUCGCGAACCUAUCCUUCUUCCUAAUUCGAGACCGUGACGGAAACAUUAACGGCUUCCAUAAUAUCUGUCGACACCGCGCAUUCCCAGUCGUGCAAUCCCGCUCGGGAUCAGCUUCCAUUCUCACAUGCAAAUACCAUGGCUGGUCAUAUGGCCUGAAAGGAAAUCUUUCGAAGGCCCCUCGAUUUGAGACCGUUCCCGAUUUUGACAAAACGCAACAAGGACUCCUUCCCAUACAUGUCCACGUUGAUAAGGCCGGAUUUAUUUGGGUGAAUCUUCAAGCAGCCGAGAAUGCAAGAUUUCGAUUUUGCCGGGAAUAUACGUUUGAUCACUACUGGGAGAUGGACGUUGAUGCCAAUUGGAAGGGGUUGAUUGAGAACUACAAUGAGUGCUACCAUUGCGCCACCUCCCAUCCCCUUAUAAAUGGAGUAUCCGAUCUUCCUAAAUAUAGAGUGGAGCCCAAUGCUGCAUAUAUGGAACAUCAUAUCUUCAACAAAGAACAAGCUGACAGUCAGUUCCGUCGGGCUAUUACCUAUUUCUUCCCGACGACAUCAGUUACCGUCACUGAUAAAUUCUUCUACAUUCAACGCAUGAUUCCUGUCACAGCAACAACGAGCAAAGUUGAAAAUGAAGUAUACCGACAUAAAGACGCGACUGACAAGGAGUUCGAAGAUAUCAAUGCGUUCUACCGACAGGUUCUUGACGAGGAUAGGGAGCUUUGCGUUGGAGCCCAACAAAACUUGAGUGCGGGUGUCUUUGUCAAUGGCGAGCUUCACCCGAACAAGGAAAAGGGACCUAUUUAUUUCCAAGAAAGCGUGAAGAAAAUACUUAUAGAGCACAGGAAGAAAGAAGAUCAGCAAGGUGGAAAGGAAAUUUGGCCAGCUCUCCCCCAGCUGCCUAGCUCUGCUUCUGAAAAACUACUUGAGGAAGAGAAUUUCUGCUCACAGAUCGAAGCAGCAAGUUGUACGAACAAACCAGAACUGACAUGGUGA
Messenger RNA from Penicillium cosmopolitanum, 2484 nucleotides. RefSeq lists its product as uncharacterized. Gene Ontology annotation, molecular function: monooxygenase activity; iron ion binding; 2 iron, 2 sulfur cluster binding. The transcript is spliced from 9 exons. The coding region runs from base 1 to 2484 and encodes 827 amino acids. Gene Ontology annotation, biological process: secondary metabolite biosynthetic process. The record is from RefSeq and is a predicted model, not a curated record. NCBI's taxonomy places the organism in Eukaryota, Fungi, Ascomycota, Eurotiomycetes, Eurotiales, Aspergillaceae.